Molecule: messenger RNA, 3016 nt
Organism: Prosopis cineraria
Lineage: Eukaryota; Viridiplantae; Streptophyta; Magnoliopsida; Fabales; Fabaceae
Product: pentatricopeptide repeat-containing protein At1g79490, mitochondrial
Exons: 1
Coding region: 325-2820 (831 amino acids)
Molecular function (GO): protein binding
Source: RefSeq, a predicted model, not a curated record
GAGCUUCGACGCAGUGAGGGGGAAAUGGCAGGCGGAUUGGGAACAGUAACAAAGAAGGGAGCGAAGAGGGAUGUCUUCUUCUGGUGAAAACCCCAAACGGCGUUUCAGGGUUUUAGGGAGCUUGAAGAGCGACGAGAAUUGAUUUUCAUCAAUGCUCAUGGAUUUUAGCUCUCAAUAUCUCAUUUUGUGUGAUAAGAGGAAAACACGGAAGAGAAGAGAAAUUCAGGUUAAUUGAUCCUUACCUGCUAACGCCCCUAAACUAUCAUCAUUAGCUAUUCCCUUGAUUACUACUAGCCUUCUUAUCACGGUCUUUCUUAAUCUUCAAUGAUUUAUCGUUGGAAUUUAGUUUCUGGGAAUUUCCAUAAACUCACCAAAUGCCUUCGUUUUUGCGCUCCCUUUAACCGCAUUAGUUCAGAAAAGCUAAGGUUUUUUAGCUCCACAGCGAGAUUCACAUUCAUUGCUCCCGGUUUUUCUGUUCCAAACACCAAUUGCUUUUGGAGAAACCCUGCUUCUUGUAGAGAUCCUAAUCUAGUAGGUCUGCCUAGUUUGAAUAGAAAUUACUGUCAUGGGAGGAACGGUGACAAUGGGUCUGAGGAGUGGACUGAGGAGAUAGAUUACUUAGAUGAGUCAGGUAAUGUUAUUUACAAGGGUAAAGGAAUAAGGUCGGUAGAGCCUGGGCUUGAUGACCAUGUAAUGAUUGGUGAGGUUAAGAAGCCUUUUGCAAAUGCCACAGCUGUGGCGAAACUAGUUGAGGUUAUUAAGAGGUGGAAAUGGGGACCAGAGUUGGAGAAUCAAUUGGACAAGCUCCAGUUUACACCAAACAUGACUCACAUUACUCAAGCCUUAAAGAUUAUCGGUGAAAGUGAUGCAUGUAUAAGUCUGUUUAGAUGGGCUAAGCGGCAAUCUUGGUAUUCACCAAAUGAUGAAUGUUAUGUUCUUCUGUUUGAUGGUUUGAACCAACGUAGGGAUUUUGAUGGGAUUCAGUCAUUAUUUGAUGAAAUGGUUAGUGAUUGCAGUAAUAGCAGAGUCUCCUCAUUUGUUGCUUAUAAUCGGGUAAUUCAGCACUUGGCUAAAGCUGAGAAAUUGGAAGUCUCAUUUUGUUGCUUUAAGAAAAUGAAAGACACAGGUUGUAAAAUUGAUACUGAGACAUAUAAUUCCCUCAUCACUCUGUUUUUGAAUAAGGGAUUGCCUUAUAAGGCGUUUGAGAUAUAUGAGAGCAUGGCAUCAGCCAAUUGCUCAUUGGAUAGUGCAACUUAUGAAUUGAUGAUCCCGAACUUGGCAAAAACAGGCCGUCUUGAUGCUGCUUUCAAGCUUUUCCAAGAAAUGAAAGAAAGAAAUUUCCGGCCAGGUUUAAGCAUCUUUGCUUCUCUUGUUGAUUCAUUGGGGAAAGCUGGGAGAUUGGAUGGUGCAAUGAAGAUUUACAUGGAGAUGCAAAGUUUUAGGUAUCGGCCUCCUCCAACUGUAUAUGUUUCUUUAAUUGAAUCUUAUGUGAAGUCUGGGAAGCUGGAAACUGCUCUUAGGAUUUGGGGUGAGAUGAAGAAUGCAGGAUUCAGGCCUAAUUUUGGCUUGUAUACAAUGAUCAUUGAGGCACAUGCAAAGUCGGGGAAGCUUGACAUUGCUAUGUCUACUUUUUCAGAUAUGGAAAAGGCUGGAUUUCUACCCACUCCAUCUACGUAUUCUUGUCUCUUAGAAAUGCAUGCUGCAUCUGGACAAGUAGAUCAUGCCAUGAAGCUGUACAAUUCAAUGACUGAUGCUGGUCUGAGACCAGGUCUCAGCACAUAUACUGCUCUCUUGACCCUGCUGGCAAAUAAGAAGCUGGUGGAUGUGGCUGCCAAAAUAUUACUAGAGAUGAAGGCCAUGGGGUAUUCAGUGGAUGUGACAGCUAGUGAUGUUUUGAUGGUUUAUGUCAAGGAAGGUUCAGUUGAUCUUGCUUUGAGAUGGCUGCGUUUCAUGGGUUCAUCAGGGAUCAGAACGAAUAAUUUUAUAAUUAGGCAGUUGUUUGAGUCAUGCAUGAAAAAUGGCUUAUAUGAGUCUGCCAAGCCUCUUCUUGAAACUUAUGUUAACUCUGCUGCAAAAGUUGAUUUGAUACUUUACACGUCCAUUUUAGCCCAUCUUGUAAGGUGUCAAGAAGAGCAGAGUGAGCGGCAUUUGAUGUCCAUCCUUAGCGCAACUAAACACAAGGCACAUGCUUUUAUGUGUGGACUCUUCACAGGCCCUGAACAAAGGAAACAGCCUGUGUUAUCUUUUGUGAGAGAAUUCUUUCAAGGUGUUGAUUAUGAAUUGGAGGAAGGUGCCACAAAGUACUUUGUUAAUGUUCUUCUCAAUUACCUAGUUCUUAUGGGGCAGAUAAAUCGAGCUCGAUGCGUUUGGAAGGUUGCAUACGAGAAUAAACUUUUCCCAAAGGCCAUAGUUUUUGAUCAGAACAUCGCAUGGUCCCUUGAUGUUAGAAACUUGUCAGUUGGUGCUGCUCUCAUAGCAGUGGUCCACACUCUUCAUAGGUUCAGAAAGCGAAUGCUAUAUUAUGGUAUUGUUCCGAGACGUAUAAAAUUAGUGACAGGACCAACUUUAAAGAUCGUGGUGGCACAGAUGUUGAGCUCAGUAGAGUCUCCAUUUGAGGUCAGUAAAGUGGUUCUGAGAGCUCCAGGAGACUCAGUCAUGGAGUGGUUUAAGAAACCGAUUGUUCAGCAGUUUCUGCUGAACGAGGUUCCAUCAAGGUCUGAUAUCCUGAUGCACAAGCUGAACAUACUUUUCCCCAGUUCUGCACCUGAAAUUAGAUCAUUAUCCCCUCCUAAGCCUCUCAUGUCAAGUAAGGCAAUAUGAAGAGUCUUUACAUCUAAAAUGAGUUCCAGGCAUGUGAGAUGGAAUUGUAAGUUCGUGAUUAUUUAGUGGGGUGGUAUUUUUUUGUACUAUUGUUUUAUUUUGUCAUGUACAGCAGUAAAAUUUAUGGUUCUGGAACGAAAAUGCUUGUGUCAGUAUCACUUUACAAGUAUAAUAUCCAUUUCGUCAUUUUGUGAUC